Messenger RNA from Hemibagrus wyckioides, 3214 nucleotides. It is a transcript of the gene smarcal1, whose product is annotated as SWI/SNF related, matrix associated, actin dependent regulator of chromatin, subfamily a-like 1. The transcript has 18 exons. Bases 450 to 3125 code for a protein of 891 amino acids. The record is from RefSeq and is a predicted model, not a curated record. NCBI's taxonomy places the organism in Eukaryota, Metazoa, Chordata, Actinopteri, Siluriformes, Bagridae. Gene Ontology annotation, biological process: replication fork processing; DNA repair. Gene Ontology annotation, cellular component: nuclear replication fork. Gene Ontology annotation, molecular function: ATP binding; ATP-dependent chromatin remodeler activity.
CUCGUCAUAUCCGCCUGCGACGCGCUUAAAGUUGAAGUUGAAAACUUCACCUAUGCCUUAAAGGAUUAGCCAACAAACAAUCGCGGUGCUCUAAAAUGUUAUUUAUGUAGUUACCGUAGAAAACUCAUGCCCUGAGAUGUUGACAAGAGUCGGGUUUCGAAUCUAAUUGGUUAGUUAAUUCUACCGUUGUUUGCGAGCUUUAAUCAAGAGUAAACAAUCUGGCUAAGCUAGUUGGAGGAGGCGGCGGCUCCACGUUUACAUUAUAAAAGCAUUGACAAAUACAGUGAUCAGUCACGUGUAUGUUCAAUCGUGCUUUCAUUUUUAGACAGGGCAAAUGAUUCAUCUCGAACGUUAUUGGCGCAGCAUAUGAAACCAAGCUUGAUGCAUGGAGAAAUCUGCUCACUUUCCUGAAACUGGGAAUAUUUUUAGUUGACUUCAUUACUGCAGACAUGUCGAGCAAUCUAACGCCGGAACAGCAGAGGAAAAUCGAGGAGAACAGACAGAGAGCGUUGGCGAGAAGAGCUGAGAGACUUGCACAGGGAAACCAACAACCUGUACAAGCUGUGACUGCACCAUACAAGCCAUGUCAAACCCAAUCACAUCCUGCAGCAGGAGGAAAUGCAAAAUACAAGCCGAGCUUUCCUCCAAAACCUGCAGCAAGCAGCAAAGCCCACAGUGUGAGACAGACCCAGCUCAUAGAUGCACUUCCAAUCCCUAAUGGGAGAGAAUAUCAAACAUCAACUCCAUCGACUAGUUUCGUACCCCCCAAGCCCAAAUCUGAACCAAAGACAAAUUCCACAGCAGCUAAUUUCUAUGGCCCAGGUGUGAAGCCACCCACUCAGCCUUUAGACAAAAAGGAGCCCAGACCUCUGGACUCUGGCUCUGCUGUUUCUGUAAAAAGGCCUUCAGUGUGUGUGAGAGGGAAGUGUGUUCCUCAUUCAGAAGGGCGCUUCAGAGUAGAGGUCGGCUACAACGCAGAGCUCAUCACUGUGUUUAAAACCAUCCCUUCCAGAAACUAUGAUCCUGUCACAAAGAUGUGGAACUUCAGCCUUGAGGAUUACAAACAACUGAUGGAGGAGGUAGCAGGCCUGCCCUCAGUGUCUUUGAAGGCUCUGGAGGGGAUGGAAGGCUUGGAUUUAUCUACCUCCAGCAUUCGCCCAAGAGACUCUGCAGCACUGGCGGCCAUGAUGAAACUGUGCCAGGGCUGGCAGAAACCUGGGGCCACAGUCAAGGGCAGAUGCACACUCAUCUCUCGUGCUCGCCUGGAAGUGGACAUCACGUACCAUGCAGAUGUGAUAGCUGUCUUUAAACAGAUGCCUUCAAAAAACUAUGACAUGAAAACAAGGAAAUGGAGUUUCCUACUUGAGGACUAUGGCAGGUUGAUGGAGUCUCUGAACAACAUCUCGGCUGUAGAGGUUGAACCGUUACCUCGUGCUGUGCUCCAGGCCUUUUCCUCCCAGUUUGACAAAAGCCAUUCCAGAGCUGCAGAAAUCCCUGAAGCUGAUCUCUCAGGCAUUGAUACCACUCUCACACGCAGCCUCAUGCCCUUUCAGCAGCACGGUGUCGACUUUGCGGUGUCCAGAGAAGGCCGUCUACUCCUGGCUGAUGAUAUGGGCUUGGGGAAGACGGUGCAGGCCAUCUGUAUUGCAGCCUAUUACAGAAACGAAUGGCCAUUGCUGAUAGUUACUCCAUCCUCCGUUCGCUUCACCUGGGCUGAGGCGCUCCGUCGCUGGCUGCCUUCAGUGGCAGAAGACAGCAUUAAUGUGGUGGUGACGGGUAAAGACUGUCUUCAGUCUGGUCUCAUCACCAUCAUCAGCUACGACCUGCUUAGCAAGAUGGGAAAGCAGAAUUUAGCCAGUCCAUUUGGUGUGCUUAUUAUGGAUGAGUCCCACUUCCUGAAGAACAUUAAAACCGCUCGCUGUAAGGCUGCUCUUCCUCUAUUAAAGGCGGCUAAAAGAGUGAUCCUACUGUCGGGAACUCCUGCUAUGUCGCGUCCGGCUGAGCUCUACACCCAGAUUCUGGCUGUGCAGCCGACACUCUUCCCUCGUUUCCAUGAUUUUGGAGUCAGAUAUUGUGAUGCUAAGCAGCUCCCCUGGGGUUGGGACUAUUCCGGCUCCUCUAAUUUGGCUGAAUUGAAGUUGUUGUUAGAGGAGUGUCUUAUGUUGAGGCGAUUAAAAUCCGACGUGCUGUCACAGCUUCCUUCCAAACUGCGCAAGGUCGUCACUGUGACUACAGACGGCAUAAACUCCCGUACCAAAGCUGCACUCUCAGCUGCAGCCAAAGAACUUGCCAAAGGAUGCCACAAUAAGAAGCAAGAAAAGGAGGCUCUACUGGUUUUCUUUAACCACACAGCAGAGGCCAAGAUUAGAGCUAUCCUGGAGUACAUUUCAGACACGCUGGAGUGUGGACGAGAGAAGUUUCUGGUGUUUGCUCAUCACAAGCGGGUCUUGGACGGCAUAACGAAAGAGCUUACUGAUAAAGGAAUCAGUCAUAUCCGUAUCGAUGGGUCUACACCCUCAGCCGAUCGCCAGCAGCUGUGUGAGAAGUUCCAAUUCUCUGAGCAGAGCUGUGUGGCUGUGCUCUCCAUCACAGCUGCCAAUAUGGGCCUCACACUGCAUAGUGCUGACCUCGUCGUGUUCGCAGAACUCUUCUGGAACCCAGGGAUAUUAAUUCAAGCAGAAGACAGAGUUCAUCGUAUUGGUCAGACCAGGAGCGUGGACAUUCACUACCUGGUAGCGAAAGGCACAGCUGACGAUUACCUCUGGCCAAUGAUCCAGGAGAAGAUGAAUGUUCUAGAACAGGUUGGCUUGUCUGAGUCCAAUAUUUCAGACAAGGCAGAGUGUGCCAGCUUCCACAGCAAGGACCCCAAACAGCGAAGAAUCACCGAGAUGUUCCAGAGAUCAUUCUCAGAGGAGGAUAUGGAUGAAUCGAUGUUAUUAGAGGCUGUGAAUGACUGGGAGGACACUGAACAGACAGACUCAGUCAGUCACCAGGAGAAACAUUUCUCAGAGAGCCCCAGCAAGAAAAGACGGCUAGAAGACUAUAACCAAAACCUUCAAGCCCGGCCGUUUCCAAAAAUUCCUCGGCCAUCUUCCUGGGAAAAACCAUCUCCUUCUCCUGAGUGAUGGUGAACCCUGCAGCUUGGAUCUCCCCCAGGAUCUCCUCUGUGGAACAGAAACCAAGAGACAAGAUUUAUCUGUAGGAUGAUUAGAAG